UCUCUCUCCUCUGUCGUUGCUUUCAAUAAUUUUUCUCCUUCAAACCAACACCACGAAACCUCCCACGGCCAAUCUUCAGCCACAACCGCAUUUCACCUUCUUUCCUCUUAUCUAUAUAACCCCAUCCUUCUUCUCCUCCACUUUCUCCAACCACAAGAACCGCGAACAACACAAAACACAAAUCAAUCCUUUUUGAAUCUUUUCCUCCCAGUUGCCCACUUUGAGUUUUCGCUUAUUCUCUUCCCUUUCGCAUCUGGGUCUCUCCGAUUCCGGCCUCAAAUCGCGUUUUUAGAGAGAGAAAGUAGAGAGAGAAACAAGAGAGAGGUUUGGUGUGUGUGCGGGGGGUAAUACCCGGGAACAGACAAGUUGUAGAAAUCACGGCUAUACACGGAGCUUCUCGCCCUAUAAUUCAUGUCCGCACUGUACGACGCAGGGGUUCUGUCGUUUUGAGCAGCAACCCUUCGCCGCACGGCGGGCGUGGCGCUUUGCCUUCCGAAGGCGGCAGCCCUUCCGACCUCCUCUUCCUCGCCGGCGGCGGUUCUUCUUCCACUUUCCUUCUCUUUUAGCUUUUCUAGGUUUUUUCCUUCCUUUUCUUCUCUGUUGUUAUAAGCCUUUUCUUAUAAUUCUUCUUCUAAGAGCAAGUUUCUAGAUCUUUCCUUCUUCCUCUUCUCCGUAUUCAAUCAAUCAACCAAUCGAUCGAUCAAUCUGCUGUUGUGUAUAUAUAUUUAUUUGAUUACACAUAUAUAAGAUUUGAAGCGAAGAUGAUGCUCAGAAUCAAGAGGGUUCCCACUGUCGUUUCGAAUUACCAGAAAGAAGAGGCCGAUGAGGCCAGAGUUGCUGGCUGUGGUCGCAAUUGCCUCCGAAACUGUUGCCUUCCAGGGGCAAAACUUCCUUUGUAUGCUUUCAAGAGGCUGGAAAAGCUUGUUUCUGACAAGGGUUUGCCCGCUCAUGGUGAGAACGGAGAGCCUCCGGUGGCUUUUCUCGACUCCCUGGUUCUUGGAGAGUGGGAGGAUCGCGUGCAGAGAGGGCUGUUCCGAUAUGAUGUCACUGCCUGCGAAACCAAGGUUAUUCCGGGUCAGUAUGGUUUCAUUGCCCAGCUGAAUGAGGGCCGCCAUCUGAAGAAGAGGCCAACUGAGUUCCGUGUUGACAAGGUACUACAACCCUUUGAUGAGAGCAAGUUCAACUUCACGAAAGUUGGGCAAGAAGAGGUCCUCUUCCAGUUUGAAGCGAGCGAAGACGGUGAAGUCCAGUUCUUCCCAAGUGCACCCAUUGAUGUUGAGAAUUCUCCAAGUGUCGUUGCAAUCAAUGUCAGUCCUAUCGAAUAUGGACAUGUGCUGUUGAUCCCUCGCAUUCUGGAUUGCUUGCCACAGAGGAUUGACCGCGGAAGCUUCUUGCUUGCGCUUCACAUGGCAGCAGAAGCUGGCAAUCCAUACUUCCGACUCGGUUACAACAGCUUAGGUGCCUUUGCUACUAUCAAUCACCUUCACUUCCAGGCUUACUACUUGGCCGUACCCUUUCCAAUCGAGAAGGCUACUACCAAGAAAAUAACCACUCUGGUUGGUGAUGUGAAAAUCUCUGAGCUGUUGAACUAUCCCGUCAGAGGUCUCGUCUUCGAAGGGGGAAAUACUGUGGAAUACUUGUCUAACGCUGUCUCUGACGCCUGCAUCUGUCUUCAAGACAACAACAUACCUUACAAUGUCCUCAUCUCUGAUUGCGGAAAGCGUAUCUUCCUCCUUCCGCAGUGUUAUGCUGAGAAACAAGCUCUUGGGGAAGUGAGUGCUGAGCUUCUGGACACUCAAGUGAAUCCUGCCGUCUGGGAAAUUAGCGGGCACAUGGUGUUGAAGAGGAAGAAGGACUAUGAAGAGGCCUCCGAGGAAAAUGCUUGGAGGCUACUUGCAGUGGUCUCUCUGUCUGAGGAGAGGUUCCAGGAAGUGAAUGCCCUAAUAUUUGAAGCCAUUGCUUCUGGUGUUGAUGUGAGUGAAAAUGCGACUGCGGAGCUGGAAGCCAAACCUCAAGCUGUUGAAGAAGUGGAUGCCACCAAGACCACCUCUCGCCCUACUAUGGUGGCCGGGACACAAGAAUGCCUUGUUUAGUAGUGAAAUCCGUACUCGGAUGAGUGGAUUAUUACUGGUCUUAAUCUAGUAUUGCUCUUAGUCAUAUGGGUUUGUCUCUGUAUUAUACUUGAUCCUGCCCAUUACUUAAAUAAGCAAACUGGAAUUGGGUUUCCAUUUUCCAGUUUGCCAUGCUAUAUAUCAUUAGUUUUUUUUUUUUUUUUUUUUUUUUUUUUUUUUUUUUUUUUUUCUGCAAAUUGGCUUUGCUUGUUCCCACAUGCUUUAGUGGGGUGUCCUUUGUAAAAUACUCUAGACUGGCUGCUCCUAUGAGCGAAUAAACGCUGUUUAUUAUAUGUA
Morus notabilis is the source of this 2408-nucleotide messenger RNA. RefSeq names its product GDP-L-galactose phosphorylase 1. The record is from RefSeq and is a predicted model, not a curated record. Bases 762 to 2093 code for a protein of 443 amino acids. Gene Ontology annotation, cellular component: cytoplasm. NCBI's taxonomy places the organism in Eukaryota, Viridiplantae, Streptophyta, Magnoliopsida, Rosales, Moraceae. The transcript is spliced from 7 exons. Gene Ontology annotation, biological process: glucose metabolic process. Gene Ontology annotation, molecular function: GDP-D-glucose phosphorylase activity.